Lucilia cuprina (Australian sheep blowfly) is the source of this 3607-nucleotide messenger RNA. It is a transcript of the gene pico, whose product is annotated as amyloid beta A4 precursor protein-binding family B member 1-interacting protein. The transcript is spliced from 4 exons. Gene Ontology annotation, biological process: signal transduction. NCBI's taxonomy places the organism in Eukaryota, Metazoa, Arthropoda, Insecta, Diptera, Calliphoridae. Bases 253 to 3507 code for a protein of 1084 amino acids. The record is from RefSeq and is a predicted model, not a curated record.
AUAACGAGUUGAAAAGGAUAAAAAUUGUGAAAUUAUUGAAAAAUUUGAGUUAUUUGUAGAUUGUUGUUUAAUUUGUUUUACAUGUUUUCUGUUUAUUGGCUAGCAGUAAUAUUAACAAAAAUUUUGUGAAUUUUGUAAAAAAAAACUCUAGAAACAAAAUUGUCUUGUUUAUUUGUGCCAUUAGUCUGCCCAUUGUUGUUUGUGUGUGUUCUAUAUGAUUUUUAAAACCAGACGUUUAAAACCAAAUGUAAUAUGGAUUGCAGUCUUGCAGAUCGACGACAACCAAAUUCUUCUUCGUCAACUACAGCAACAACGACAGAUUAUACAGCUACUCCAGCAACAGCCGCAUUAAAUCGUCCUCAGCAUCAAUAUUCAAUUAAUCAAACACCUUCUAUAUUAAAAUAUCAACAUCAAACGGCGGUAGAAUCUUUAGACGAAACGAUUAAAAAUCUUACAAAUUUAGCCGAUACUUGUCCUAGUAUUGGCAAAAUUGCCGGCAACAUUAAUAGUGCAACAACAGUAGCAGCAUCUGCAUCAGUAUCAGCCACCAAUAACAGUGGCGGUAUUUAUACAAGUCCCUCCAAAUUGAGUGGCUCUAGUACAGUUGGUGAUCAACAGCAACAACAACAACAGCAGCAGCAAUCACCCUCAUCUUCUUUAAUUUCCUCACCUGCUUAUGCUGGUGUAAAAUUGCGUAAAUUUUCCGAACGUUCUUUAAACUCAACGUCAGCUAACGAAAGCGGCGGAACACGUUCUCAUUCCUAUCGUAUCUCAAUGGCAAAUUUGGAAGAGACACAAGAGUCCGAACUAGAUGUUAUAUUGGGUGAAUUAAGCCUUUUAGAGGCUCAGAUCUCAACAGGAGAUGCAAAUUUUCUGCCGGCUGCCGGUGCACCAGGAGGUAUGUGUACCCCUUCAUCAACACGCACACAUUCACGCACAAAUUCCACAAUAUCGGGUGCCACCUCAAUAUCGGGUUCGUCAGAUGCGGGCAGCAGUAGUACCACACAUUCGUUAUGUUCCUCUUCAGGUAUUUCGGAAAAUGGCAGUCAUAGUGCUCACACACACAGUCUGAAUGCCUCCUUACAAGGCCACAAUGGUUUACUACAGGGAGGAGGUGGUGGUGGUGGUAUUGGUGGUGGCUCCACUAGCUUGCGUGAACCACGUACUGAAUCUCCCGAUAAUGAUUCAGCUUUUAGUGAUACUGUCUCACUAUUAUCGUCAGAAUCAUCAGCCUCCUCUGGCAUGAGUUCAGCUUUACACCACAAACGUUUAAUGGCUCAACAGCCUUGUCUGCCAUUGACGGGCCAGACAAAAGCAGCUAAAAUACAAUUGGCUUUACAUAAGUUGGAAACGGCUCCGAUAAGACGUUUAUUUGUUAAGGCCUUUACGGCAGAUGGUGCCUCCAAGUCUUUGCUAGUAGAUGAACGUAUGACAUGCGGGCAUGUAACACGCCUACUGGCCGAUAAGAAUCAUGUACAAAUGCAACCUAAUUGGGCUUUGGUAGAGAAUUUAGGAGAUCUACAAAUGGAACGUCUCUUUGAGGAUCAUGAGCUAUUGGUGGAUAAUUUAAUGACUUGGAAUUCAGAUGCUGGCAAUCGUGUGCUCUUCCAACAAAGAUCCGAUAAAAUCUCUUUAUUCAUACGCCCUGAACUAUAUCUGCCGGGUCCACAAAUGGCUCCCGGCUCUCAACAUGAUGAACAUACAAGAUCAAUGUUGUUGGAAGAAUUCUUUGAAACUAAUGCCGAAAUAGCGGUAGAUGGUCCUUUGUACAUGAAGGCUGAUUCGAAAAAAGGCUGGAAACGUUAUCAUUUCGUUUUACGCUCUUCGGGUUUGUAUUAUUUCCCUAAAGAGAAAACUAAGAAUGCUCGGGAUUUGGCUUGUUUGACUUUGUUUAAUGGUUAUAAUGUUUAUCGGGGUUUGGGCUGGCGCAAGAAGUGGAAAGCACCUUCUGAUUAUACUUUUGGUUUUAAAUCGGCUGUAGAUUCAAGUUUGGGUAAGACUUGCCGCUCUUUGAAGAUGCUGUGUGCGGAAGAUUUGGAAACCAUGGAGAAAUGGUUGACGGCUAUAAGAGUAGCCAAGUAUGGCAAACAAUUGUGGGAUAAUCACAAAGCCUUAAUGGAUGAAUUGACCGGAGACGGUUUGUCUCAGUCUAGUUUUGCUGUUAGCAUGAGAAGUGAAUCGAUUAGCAGUAUUAGCUCGGCGGUGCCUUCCCAGUGUGGCAGUGUUUCCUCGGCUAUCAGCUCUAUGUCUACUUCCUCUAGUGGGGGUAGAAUUUCGAGGGCUUCCUCCUCUUCCUCUAGUGGUUGUUUGUCGGAUGAUAAUAAUGGUUUCGAUUCAGAGUUUACCACGGGCACUAUUAAGAGAAAACCUUCCAUGAAACCUAAUUUGCCCUUGACCACUAUGACCAGACAGCUAAAGGAGGUGGGAGAAAUAACCCAGGCAGAUCAAGAGGAUCUAAAUAAUUCUCCCGAACAUAGUGGCACUUUGACUAGAAGGCACAGUAGGCGUAAGUCGCAAGAGUCCAAUGGUAGCGGCACUUUAAAAAGAAGACCACCCACAGCGGGCACUAUGAUUAUGACAGGUUUGGUUAAGAGAGGUUCAGCAGAAAGCAUGAAUGCUAAUAAUUCUUCAGGAUCCUCUAACUCUACGCCCACUCCCACCCCGAGUAUAUGUGCUAAACCAUUGGUGGGAGCGGUAGCGGCUUAUGAUAACCAAUUACCGCCUCCUCCACCGCCUCAGGUCAUUAAUGCCCAAGAGUCUGCUCCUCCUUAUAAAAAUCCUCCCGAUUAUAAAGGAUCCAAUGUACACUCUACGCCGGCACCUCCACCCGUACAGAAAAAAGUAUCUUUUGCCGAUUCACCCGUAUUGCUAAGAAGGAAAAUGCAUUCACCCGAACCGGCACAGCAUCAGGAACCCUUUUAUGCUCCAGGACCUUUACCACCACCCCGUAAUGAUCUCACACGGCUUUCCAAUUGCUCCUCAAACAUAUCUUCAGUAUCACAGCAACUAGAUUUUGGUUCCCCCAAAAGGCUGCAAGAAUCCAGCUCAAAUCCUCCUCGAGAUUUUCUCAAGGAUCUGCAACGUGUCAUGCGCAAGAAGUGGCAAGUGGCUCAAAAAUGUAAACUAGAACCGGCCACUACACCACAUGAGGUUUUAGGUUUUCGAGACUUUUCCUCGGAGGAGCUAUUGGCACAUAAUCUCAACUCGAAUUCUCAUUAUUAUCGAGACACCGGCAAUGUUAGCAAUUGGGUGCAGGAGCACUAUGGUGCCGGAGCUCCUCCACCACCAAUGAAUGAAUAUGCUUUAUAUGAAAAUGUCCAUAAUACAAAUGCCAGCAGUAGCAGCAGUCCCAGUAAUAUAAAUCUGGAGCCACAAUUUCCCAACACUACAAAUGCAGCCGCAGCAGCGGCGGCUGCUGCUUUGGCGGCCGCUCAACAGCGCAAGAAACGUCCUCCACCACCGCCUCCUAAACGCAGUGAUUCAACACAUUUGACACAUCGUGUUUAGUGUUUUCUGGCCACGUGUUUUCGGGCACGCAACAGAUCACUCUUUAAGGAUUAUUUUGGCCAUUAAUAAAUUAUAAAUAUAAGAAAUAUUUGAAAAAAAA